Fusarium oxysporum Fo47 is the source of this 1254-nucleotide messenger RNA. Its product is annotated as NAD-dependent glycerol-3-phosphate dehydrogenase N-terminus-domain-containing protein. The transcript is spliced from 2 exons. The coding region runs from base 1 to 1254 and encodes 417 amino acids. Gene Ontology annotation, cellular component: cytosol; nucleus; glycerol-3-phosphate dehydrogenase (FAD) complex. Gene Ontology annotation, molecular function: NAD binding; glycerol-3-phosphate dehydrogenase [NAD(P)+] activity. Lineage: Eukaryota; Fungi; Ascomycota; Sordariomycetes; Hypocreales; Nectriaceae. The record is from RefSeq and is a predicted model, not a curated record. Gene Ontology annotation, biological process: carbohydrate metabolic process; glycerol-3-phosphate catabolic process.
AUGGCGAGCUUGGGUGGACAUUCAAAGAAGCACAAGGUGACCAUUGUGGGAUCCGGUAACUGGGGCUCAACAAUUGCCAAGAUCGUUGCUGAAAACACCCGCGCCAACAAAGAUCUCUUCGAGGAAGAUGUCCAGAUGUGGGUCUACGAGGAGGACGUGACGAUUACCAAGGACUCCAAAUUAUAUGACGAAACCACCGGCGACAAGCCCCAGAAGCUCACAGAAGUCAUCAACAAGCACCACGAGAACGUAAAGUACCUGCCCGGUAUUCCUCUGCCCUCAAACAUCAUCGCCAACCCCGACAUUCGCGACGCUGUCAAGGACUCCACCAUUCUUGUCUUCAACUUGCCCCACCAGUUCAUCGCAAACGUCUGCAAGCAGGUCAACGGACACAUUCUUCCCUAUGCUCGAGGGAUCAGCUGUAUCAAGGGUGUCAAUGUCACUGACGACGGUAUCAGCCUGUUCAGCGAGUGGAUUGGUGACGGGCUAGGCAUUUACUGUGGUGCCCUGAGUGGUGCUAACUUGGCUCGUGAAAUUGCUGAGGAGAAGUGGUCAGAGACUACUAUCGCUUACGACCCUCCGGCUCUUGACAACAGCAGAGCUCCCACGCCACGAACAGGUAGCCCCAAUCCUACAAUUGGCGAGCUUCCCGAAAUGCAGCACAAGGACGUUCGAGGCCGAACUUCCAAGACCAAGCUCACCGCUAUGCCAGCCGAUUAUCCUCCUCUGGAUCAGGAUUGCUUCCGAACGCUCUUCCACCGACCUUACUUCCACGUCCAGAUGGUCUCCGACGUUGCGGGUGUAUCUCUGAGCGGUGCCUUGAAGAACGUAGUUGCUCUCGCAGCUGGUUUCGUUGACGGUCGUGGUUGGGGUGAUAACGCAAAGGCAGCUAUCAUGCGCGUCGGUCUCAUGGAAAUGGUCAAGUUCGGCAAGGAAUUCUUCGGCGAGACCGUCCACACAGCUACCUUUACCGAAUCCUCCGCCGGUGUCGCCGAUCUUAUCACAUCCUGCUCCGGCGGCCGUAACUUCCGUUGUGCCAAGAAGGCCGUCGAGAAGGGAAUCUCCGUGCAAGAGGUCGAGAAGCAGGAUCUCAACGGACAGAAGAUCCAGGGUACAACCACCGCAGAGGAGGUGAACAGCUUCCUCAAGGCUCGCGGGUUGGAGUCGGAGUAUCCGCUGUUCACGGCGGUGAAUGCCAUUCUCAACGGACAGGCCAAGGUGGACGACAUCCCCCAUCUGGUGCAGGAUUCUUGA